Messenger RNA from Esox lucius (northern pike), 5739 nucleotides. It is a transcript of the gene hdac7a, whose product is annotated as histone deacetylase 7a. NCBI's taxonomy places the organism in Eukaryota, Metazoa, Chordata, Actinopteri, Esociformes, Esocidae. Gene Ontology annotation, molecular function: histone deacetylase activity. The record is from RefSeq and is a predicted model, not a curated record. Gene Ontology annotation, cellular component: histone deacetylase complex. Bases 430 to 3306 code for a protein of 958 amino acids. The transcript is spliced from 26 exons. Gene Ontology annotation, biological process: chromatin organization; negative regulation of transcription by RNA polymerase II.
CGCUCCUUUUUCACACACUCUCCUUCACACACGCUCCUUUUUCACACACUCUCUUCCUCUAUCCGUCGCUUCGGAUUCUGAGGUGACUUUGUUGCCCCGCAGUCAGUGAUAGGAGGGACCCAGUUGCACACUGUGAGGUACUCCUGACUGUGUGAGAGGGAGAGUCCACCAGUCAGCUCAGGCUGGUUAAUCCCUUUCUCCCUCCCUCGCUGCCUUUUGUUGCAGCCCCUCACUUUUUCCCUGCAUGGAUAGAGGGAGCUGACACUGUGCUUUCCUGCCGUGGACUGGCUAUGUCCAGAGAGACCCCCUGACGCUACCCGACGAGCUGAUGGAAUCACAGCGUCGGGAUCUACUGUAGACAAAGACCGACUGGACAGCUUUUUUUCCUUGUGGCAGAGCCCGCUGUGUCAGAAGCCCUGGGGUUGGUCCAUGGACCUGCGUGUGACUGAGCGUGUGAUGAGGCCGGGUUCGGACACGGCCCUCCUGACGCCUCUGCACCCCCCCAUGCUCCUCCGGCCGUUCUCCCCCCAGCCCUGCACCCCUUUCUCACAGCAACAGCUGCAGCAGCACAUACGGUUUAACAUGGAACAGCGGAGACGUGAGCAGGAGCAAGAAAAACAACAGGAGCUACAGCAGCUGUGGCACAAGGACAAGAGCCAACAGAGUGCUGUGGCCAGUUCCCUGGUCAAGCAGAAGCUCCAGGAGGUCAUUCUGAAGAAGCAGAAACAACAGGCCGAGAGGACCAGCUCCAACCCUCUCAGUGGUCCGCCUGUGGGCUACAGAGAACUGGCUCCAGACCCCAGUGGACCAGCCCAGCCUCUGGUGUCCCCCCCGCCACAGAUCUCCACUGACGGCUCAGACGAGACCCCCCUACGCAGAGCUGCCUCUGAACCCAACCUGAAAGUAAAACACAAGCUGAAGAAACACCUGAACACCCGUAAGAGUCCUCUGACCCGUAAGGAGAGUGCCCCGGCCACAAUCAAACACCGGUUACCGGACACCCUGGACUCGUCCCCCAGCAGCAGUAGUACCCCAGUGUCAGGCUGCAGCUCGCCUAACGACAGUCUACCCAAUGAGAACGGAGUACUGCCCUCUGCUGGCGGGCUGUCCCAUGAGGUUAUUAUCCGAUUGGCUCAAAGGCUUCUGCUCCAGGAUGGGUCUCUGUCCCACUUCACCAUCCAGAGUUCCUCUGCCCUGCCCACCAUCACGCUGGGUCUGCCUGCUACUGCCAGGAGUGAUGGAGACUUGUCUCCUCUGAAGGUUGGCCGGGUGGUGGGGGGAGGCCAGUCGGUCUACCUUCCCCUGGGGAUGGAGGAGCAGACUGGGUCGCUGUCGCCCCACCUCCAGCCAGUCCUCAUCCUGGAGCCUGGACUGGUACACCCCACAAUGCUCGCUGUUCCAGGUCUUGGCACUGUGCCACUGCAGUUUGCCCCUCAGAUGGAUCGAAUGACCCCAGGAGGGGGCCUUCACAAGCCCCUGAGUCGGGCUCAGUCAGAGCCCCUGCCCCAGAGCCCCAGACCUCUACACCCCCACCUGCUACAACAACAACACCACCACAGCCAUCUCCUGGAGAGGCUUAAACAGCAGACCCACUUGGGCAAGCUGAUGUCAAAGUCCAGUGAGAAGCCUCGACUUAGACAAAUACCCUCGGAGGACAUGGACUCUGAGGAGGCGGCUCCAACGCACAGUGACACCUAUCAGGGCAGAGCACGGGCGGAGUCACUGAGGGAGGCGGAGUCUGUGUCUGUAGUGGAUAGCCAGGGAGAACAAGUCAACCUGCAACACACACUCAUACUCAACCAGUCAUUGCUGUGGGAAAAACAGAAACAGCUGCAACAGCUGCGUCGGCAGACAGCCCACAUGGAGACGUUGGCAGUACCCAUGAUCCUCGGUGGUGCCCACCGCCCCCUCUCCCGUACCCAGUCCUCACCAGCCUCUACAUCUCUGACGUUGCCAGACAAACCCCUGGCCAUUCCAGGCACAGAACCACAGAACAAACCACGCUUCACCACUGGCCUGGUUUACGACUCUCAGAUGCUGAAGCAUCAGUGUACAUGCGGCGACAACAGCAGCCACCCGGAGCACGCUGGGAGGAUCCAGAGUAUCUGGUCUCGACUCCAGGAGAGAGGUCUCAGGGCCCAGUGUGAGGUCAUCCGUGGCAGGAAGGCCACUCUGGAGGAGUUGCAGUCGGUCCAUUCAGAGCGCCACGUCCUGCUGUACGGCACCAAUCCGCUCAACCGCCUCAAGCUGGACAACCGCAAGCUGGCUGGCAUUCUCUCUCAAAGAAUGUUUGUGAUGCUUCCCUGUGGUGGAGUGGGGGUGGACAACGACACCAUCUGGAACGAGUCCCAUACAUCCACGGCGUCACGCAUGGCUGCCGGCAGCGUCACGGAGCUGGCCUUCAGAGUGGCCAAAGGAGAGCUCAAGAAUGGCUUUGCAGUGGUGAGGCCGCCGGGACACCACGCCGACCCCUCCAACCCCAUGGGUUUCUGUUAUUUCAACUCGGUGGCGAUCGCAGCCAAGCAACUCCAACAGAAGCUCAGUGCCAGCAAGAUCCUCAUCGUUGACUGGGAUGUUCACCACGGUAAUGGGACCCAGGAAGUGUUUUACAAUGACCCCAGUGUUCUGUACAUCUCACUGCAUCGCUAUGACGAUGGUAACUUCUUCCCUGGCAGCGGGGGGCCGGCUGAGGUGGGGUCUGGUGCUGGAGAGGGCUUCAAUAUUAACGUGGCCUGGACUGGUGGUCUAGAACCCCCCAUGAGUGAUGCUGAGUACAUAGCUGCUUUUAGGUCAGUGGUGAUGCCCAUCGCUCAGGAGUUCUCCCCGGAUGUGGUCCUGGUGUCCUCAGGGUUCGACGCUGCCGAGGGACACCCUGCACCGCUCGGGGGUUACAAGGUCACAGCCAAAUGUUUUGGGUUCCUGACUCGGCAGCUGAUGGGUCUGGCUGGAGGCCGGGUGAUCAUGGCCCUGGAGGGGGGUCAUGACCUCACAGCUAUCUGUGACGCCUCCGAGGCCUGUGUUAGCGCUCUACUGGGGAUUGAGGAGCCUCUGUCAGAGGAGGUGCUGCUGCAGAAGCCCAAUGCUAACGGUGUUCGCUCACUACAACGAGUCAUACAGAUACAUGGUCAGUACUGGCAGUCCCUGAAGCCAUUCACCUCGUCCGUGGGCCUGUCCUACCUGGGCGCUCAGAGGAGAGACUGUGAGGAGACUGAUGCUGUCAAUGCCCUGGCCUCCCUCUCUGUAGGGGUCCUGACCAGCAAGAGCCUACCUGAUGAGCCUAUGGAGCAUGACGAAGACUGCAUGUAGAGGAUUCUGGCCUUUGACCUCAGAGACCUCUCCUUCUGGACGUCCCAAUAGCCUUGGAGCUUAGGCGCUGUCACACGCUGAAGGGGAGGAGUGUAGAUUGUAGAGCUCUGUCUUAACCAACGAGGCCUUAACGCCUCCUCAGACAAUACUCAACGCGGUGGGGCUAAUGUAGCCUCGCCAAAGCCUUGUCAGUGUGUGAGAUGAAAGGCGUUCUCUCACAUAACUGAUUAUUAAACUGGGUCCAUGGUGUUGUUCUAGACAUUUAUGUUGUGUCUAUUUAGAAGGAUACAUCCGUAACAUCCCAUUUUUGGCCUUUUUCCUUUUUGAUACAAACAAGUUCUUACUGAGGCACUUACAGUAAAGUAAUACUUCCCAGCCGUGGCCUUAUUUCCCCAGUGCCUAAAAAUAUUCCACGACACAGAGAUUAAAGUGACUAGAGAGACAAAAGAGAGAUGUGCCUUUGAAGGAGGGAAUACCUACUGUACCGCAGGUCUCUGGGGGGUCUGCUGUGCCUGCGAGCAGAGCAGACCCAAGUCAGUGGCUCUGAGGACUGCCCCUGGACUGACUGUUGGAUGGCUUGGUCAGUCCUCGAUGAUGUCAAUAAUAUUCAGUUUAACCACUAAAGAAGAGAAAAGAGAAGAAAAUGAAGAUAUGUGUGGCUGUGGUUUGAUCUGUCAUUUUUGUUUUUGCACUGUGCAUUCCGUAAUGUGAACCGUUGAAAAUUCCAAAACUCUGGGAAAAGAAAGCUCUAGAUUAUUUAAUUAUCUGUAAAACUUUGAAGAUAGGAAGAUAUUGUUCUCCUAUGAAAUCCACUCACUUUCUAAGAAGACUUUUGCAUUCUAUAUUUGCAAAAAAAAAAAAAGAAAAUCAUCUUUGGCCAGAUUGUAUUACAAAGACUUUCCACUGCUGUUUUUUUGACACGUGUUUUCAUACAUUGUUCGCAUGGACACACAAACACACGCUCAGAAAUGCAAUGUAGACCUGCACGCUUUUUCCCUUUAUGUCCUACCACUGACAUGAUGAGGACCAAAAGUAUACCUCCAGCCCUGAGGAUAUAUACUGUACAAACUUUAGGGAACUGAAACAAGUAAAGUAGUCAAUCUUAUGAAGAGCUGAAGACCUACCACUGUUCGGACGGAAAUACCAAACCUACGUUCAUUCCGAGCUACCGUUGAGGGCUGUUGAAUUGUUUUAGUUUGAUAGUCAAAGGCUUGAAUGCACUUAAUGGAGAUCACCCAAAGAAAACUGUCUUAAAUAUGUCUGCAGUGUGACUAUUACUGCAGUUGGACCAGUGUGGUCACCGUUACAUUGAUCUAGUUUUUACAGGACCACACCGUUACCUAAUUUUGAUCUGUGGGUAUGCCUGCCUGUUUUAUCGGGAUACUAUUUUAUUGUAAUACGUCUUCAUACAUUUAUAUCAAGUAAACCUGAAUGCGGUCGGUUUGAGGUUAAAACCGAGUGUUCUAUGUAAAAACCUCCUUAUGAUGUUUCUCUGAUUGACCAACAGACUGUUACUUUUAGCGCUGUGGAGAUGUGGCUUUGCUAAUGACGGUGAAUACUUCUGCUACAGAUGUUGUGGAUGAAGACUCACUUGUUCACAACUCGUUUUGUAGGAUACAGUACUUGACAUUAUGCUGAUUAUUGGUUACAGAUCCAGGCUAAACCUUGUCCACAGUGAAACUAGAUUGUGCACAUGCCCUGAGAACUAUUUUGGUGUUCAUCAAAUGACAUCCACUGUAGAUAGUUUUUGUUAUGUAUUGAAAUGUUUACCACAUUCCACUUUCCACUGAUUCAUUUUCUACAUUCAUUCUGGGGGUUGUCUUAAUGAGCAUAUUAUCUAGUUUGCACUCAUUAUUUUUGUUCUUCUUCAGUAGAUAAAAAGAAACAGCCCAUCCUAAUAUAGAGAAGACAGUGCUAUGAAAUGUAUUUUCAGAUUCUUAAUAUCACUUUGUUUGUGACCCCACACCUCUAUGGAGGUUGGUUAAUUGUCUAAAUGUAUCAUAAGCCCUUAAUUGCUGUUUGUUAUUGUAUUUUCCAUGUUGAAGCAGUCAUGUUCUUAGUUUUUUCUCUCACAAAGUCAAAGAUUGAAAAGGCAUUCAUUUCUGACUGACCCCUGCAGUAAGACAACCAAAACGUGCAAAGGCACCUUUGACAGCAACAUACUCUACAGUGACAUGCGCACUGGUGAAACAUGCCAAUGUCGUCUUAAUAACUGCGUCCUCUCCAACAGUUGUCAUUGAGAGAGAGAACAGCCAUGCUAAUAAGUCUUAUAGCCUUUUACGACUCUGUACUAGCCUGUGUGGACAUCUAUGUGUUUAGAAGACUAUGUGCAGGAAAGUAAUAUCUAUGGCAGUUUUCCUUUUGGUUAGUACUAUAUAUUUCGGGGUGGUUGUUUUUUAGACUUUUUUUUACCAUAAGAUCCCCUCAAAGACU